Molecule: messenger RNA, 1749 nt
Organism: Adineta ricciae
Lineage: Eukaryota; Metazoa; Rotifera; Eurotatoria; Adinetida; Adinetidae
Source: the annotation of a GenBank genome assembly
AUGGACCAAAUUUCGAUUACUCUGAAGUCUUAUCAAAAAGAUUUCUGUUUUUUGAAACCGCCUGCCAGGGAUGUCAUUGACAUCUACAGGGUCCCGGAGCUGCACGCAGCAUUGGGAGGCGCCCCUGGGCUGCUGGUAGCCACAACGUCUUGUUGUCAGGCUAGCCCCCUAUCAAUGGGACAUAAAACUUUACUGGCUAACGAAAAAGAUCAAGAACAGUGCAUCAACGCACGUAAAACAACGUUCUUCGGUGGAUGGAAUGUACGAUCGUGUUUUCGAAUGGCGAAGAAACAACUCAUUAUCAAACAACUGCAAAGACACCGCAUACAAGUGGCUGCUCUGAGUGAAACGGCCAUCUACGACACAGGUGUAUCAACAGUGGGUGAAUACACAAUGGUUCAUUCAGGUCUUACCAGCGAGAACAGGACAAGAUCCGCACAUGGAGUGGCCAUCUGUCUUGGUAAACAAGCAACGAUGGCGUGGAAAAACAUCGGUGCCUUUUGGAAAGCAGUCAACGAACGAAUCGUCAUGGUGCGACUACAGGGAACAGCGGUAAAUGUCACGAUCAUCGCCGUAUAUUCUCCAGUCAAUCCUAACGGUAACAAAACCGCCGCUACAGCAUCAGACAAAUUCUAUACCGAUCUACAGCAAACGUUAAGUACGGUCCCAUCAAAAGACCUCUUAUUGAUCAUGGGUGACUUCAACGCGAGAAUUGGAAAGCAACAGAACUACACCAGUAAUAAUGUGGUUGGCCCACAUACAACCGAUCACAUCAAUGAAAAUGGGCAACGACUGGUAGACUUUUGUGCAGCAAACGACCUCAUCAUUACCAAUACAUUCUUCCAGCACAAACCCAUACAUCAAACCACCUGGAUGCAUCCUGGACACAAGAAAUGGCACACACUCGACUACACUCUCGUCAAUCGUGAAACAAUUCUUUCGAAUGGAACAUUUGAACUGAAUUGUCCCAAUGGAAUCACAUUGGAUAAUGAAGGUUUUGUAUUUGUUGUUGAUUCCAAUAAUCAUCGAAUCAUCGGACAAAAUUCCAAUGGUUUUCAUUGUUUGGUCGGAUGUAAUCAAUCAGCGGGUUCUAAUCGAAAUCAAUUGAGUUCUCCGUCAAAUCUUCAAUUUGAUUUAUUUGGAAAUAUCUUUGUCGUUGAUCAACAAAAUCACCGGAUUCAAAAAUUUGAUUUGAUUAUCAUUGCAGGACAAUGGAAAUCAACUGGAAAUAUGGCUGUUGCACGAUAUGGACAUACAGCAUCGAUUUUAUCAAAUGGAAAAGUUUUAAUCACUGGUGGAUACAAUGGUGGUUAUCUGAAUAGUGCUGAAUUGUAUGAUCCAUCAACAGGCAAUUGGACAACAACUAGAACGAUGAGUGUUGCACGAUAUGGACAUACAGCAUCGAUAUUAUCAAAUGGAAAAGUCUUAGUCACUGGUGGUGGUUAUCUGAAUAGUGCUGAAUUGUAUGAUCCAUCAACAGGCAAUUGGACAACAACUGGAACGAUGAGUGUUGCACGAUAUGGACAUACAGCAUCGCUUUUAUCAAAUGGAAAAGUCUUAGUCACUGGUGGAGACACUGGUAGUGGUUAUCUGAAUAGUGCUGAAUUGUAUGAUCCAUCAACAGGCAAUUGGACAACAACUGGAAAGAUGAGUGUUGCACGAUAUCAGCAUACAGCAUCGCUUUUAUCUAAUAAGACAAUAUUAGUGACAGGUGGAUGUUGUUCUCUCAACAGUGCCGAAUUGUAUUGA